AAGAGUCAGUCAAGAGGACCAAGUUACUAACACUUAUUCUGCUAAUGAAAAGAGUUUCAGUGAAGAUGUGGAGGUUCACGUGUACGACUUUAGUCCUGCUCAUAUGUGUGAAAGGCUCACAGUCUCAGUCGAAUGUUUGUGGCCGCGCCCCUUUAAACACCCGUAUUGUGGGUGGUGUAGAUGCCACUGAUGGGUCGUGGCCGUGGCAGGUCAGUCUGCACAGCUCCACUUACGGAGGUCAUUUUUGUGGAGGCUCACUCAUCAACAAUGAAUGGGUGUUGACAGCAGCUCACUGUUUAUCUGGUGUCACCACAUCCAGUAUACAUGUGUACUUGGGAAGAAAAACACAGCAGGAAGUUAAUGUCCAUGAAGUCUCUAGAACCGUCAGUAGCCUCAUCAUUCACACCGCCUACAGCAGCAUCACCAAUGACAAUGACAUCGCUCUCCUGCGUCUGUCCUCUCCAGUCACCUUUACUGACUAUAUCAGACCUGUAUGUCUGGCAUCCCAGAAUAGUGUCUUUGCUUCUGGCACCAGCAGCUGGAUCACAGGCUGGGGAGAUAUUUUAAACGGAGUGAGUUUACCAGCUCCUCUAGCUCUUCAAGAAACUGUGGUUCCUGUAGUGCCAAAUAUUCAAUGCAAUUUUCUUCUGGGUGCUGGAUCUGUCACCAACAACAUGAUGUGUGCUGGUUACGUGCAGGGUGGCAAAGAUACCUGUCAGGGGGACUCUGGAGGUCCAAUGGUAAGCCAGUUGUGUUCAAAGUGGGUUCAGUCUGGUAUCACUAGCUGGGGUUAUGGCUGUGCUGAUCCCAACUCACCCGGUGUGUACACGCGCGUGUCACAAUACCAGAGCUGGAUCACUAACAUAAUCAGACAGAAUUUGCCGGGAUUCGUCUUCUUCAAUCCCCCAAGCUAUUGCUCUUCUUCCAGCCUAACCUCAACAUCUUGUUAUGGGAGAUGCAAUGAGAAGUGGAGUUUACUAAAUAGCUGUAACUGCAACAGUGGAUGCCUAAUAAACUGCUGCAAAGAUUUCAGACAGCGAUGCGGAAUUUGAGGUAUGCAGUAACUCUCAGGAUGGUAUCUGGAACUCUCAGGUGCUUGGCCAUACCAGUUCUCCAGAAACAUGCUGUGGAAGUUCGCAGUGUCAAGCAAAACAGCUGCACAUUCUGUUCAAGUUUCACAACAGCACAUUCCUCACUUUGUUAGCAUAGACUGUGUGCUCUUUUUAUGCUUAACAUUUUUGGGAUGGAUGCUAAGUGAUUGUGAGCUUCUGUUCUCAGUCACCUACUUUUUGUUUCAUGUUGCACAACAUGUGAAAAUCUAGCACAUAUCUUAAUGUUCCAAUGAAAUCAAAAAUGACAAUAUGUAAUUUGUUAGUGCACAUUGCUAGCGUUGUGGUGAACAAUUCAUCUGUACAUGUCAGACAUGUAAUCCUGUAAUAUUUAAUCAAUAUCUAAAAAUGUUCUUCUGCCUUGAAAUGGCUACUCCGAUGUCAGUUUGAAGGCUUGGUGAGAACAUCUGUUAAUCCCUUCCCUUGCUGUGAGUUCCAUUUCUGAGUAAAACGUUUACUUUUCAAGUUCAAUUCACAUCUUAUGAAUUGAAAAUUGCCAUACUUUAUAUGUGCUUUGUAUCAGCACAUGUUUUAUAAAGGAUUUUCUCAUUUGUGAGAACAUUUAAACAAUUUUGUUAUAAAUUAACACAAUGUCACUUUGUAUGAAAUGUACAUAUUUGUAGUUUUCAGUUGUACAAAUAAUUGAUUGGUUUCGAAUUAAGAUUUAUCCUAUGAGAUGGCAGUCUGCAUGACUUGUAGAUAAAACACUAUAGAGACUAGGAUGUUUUGCUAGACUCUUAUCUUUCAUUAGUAUAUGCACUAAUGGAAAAUAAACUGUGAAAAUGGGCAAUGUAAUGCAUUCAAAAAAUCCCACAACAUCUAAUUUACUGUGCUUUUCAUCUUUUGAACUGAGAUAUUUGAUCAUACGUCAUUACAAUAUAUCUGUAUAAAUAAUGCCAUUCAAAGCAAUAAAAAAUAAAAUAUAAA
This is a messenger RNA of Triplophysa rosa, 2036 nucleotides long. RefSeq names its product serine protease 27-like. The transcript is spliced from 8 exons. Gene Ontology annotation, molecular function: serine-type endopeptidase activity. Gene Ontology annotation, biological process: proteolysis. NCBI's taxonomy places the organism in Eukaryota, Metazoa, Chordata, Actinopteri, Cypriniformes, Nemacheilidae. The record is from RefSeq and is a predicted model, not a curated record. The coding region runs from base 45 to 1052 and encodes 335 amino acids.